AUGGAUUCUGAUACUGCGAUGACAGGCCAUGACGAUAAUAAUGGUGAAAUUGGAAUUGGUGAGAAUGGUGUUUCCAGACAAGAGAAGGAUAGUUCUGUAGUAGAUAAAAAGGACAAGAAUGGUAUUUCUAGUGUGCAAGCGGGUUUAGAAAGUCAACGAGGUACAAUUCGAGAGCUUGAGAAAAAAGUUUCUGAAAUUGAGUCUAUUUUACCUGAAACUGACGAAAUAAUUCAAAAGAGUAUUGAGUCAGUUGUGGUGACUUUGAAGAACUUAUCGCAUAACCAGCAAGUUUUGGAAACGAAAUUCGAGGACCUUUUAAAGAACCAGGUGAAUUCAGAUGCGGCCAUAAACGAUCUAUCCGUGGAGAUCAUCAAGAUCAACAGGUUGUUAUCCGAUAGGUUAACGAUGUCCGCGACAUCAGGUGCAUCGUCAGGGACGAUGGGAACUGCUGCGUAUGGAUCACCCGCAUAUAUGUCAUCUGCAAGCGUCUCUCCUCCUCAUAGGGGACCUGGUAGACCACCUAAGAAGAACACUUCGAUAUUGUCCAAUGGCGAUAAAAAGGCGAAAUUGCCAUUCCCAAGCGAUCAUAUAUCAAAAUCAAAACGUCUUUUCCUGGACCCAAGUAAAGAAAAGACGGAGUCCAACUCAGGUUAUGAUGCAGAUGGGGUUGGCAACAGUCGAUCUCGUAGUUCUGCUAACGUCAAGCAAGAGACUCCUCAGGAACCAAAGAAACGUAGAGGUAGACCUUCAAAGAAAAGCACAUGGGAAGCUCAACUCACUUCUUCACAAAGAAAGACAAAUGCUGCAGAUAAUGAUACCAAGGAAAGGCAAAGCUCUAGCUCUAGACGCAAAUCUCAAAGAUUGAAAAGUGGUUCGCGCCAAUAUGAUGAACAAUCGGAUCUUUCAUCAUCGUUUUCCGGUAUGUCUGAUAAUGAAGGGCAAGAUGAUGAGGGCGAUGUCACAGACGAUCAGAAACAGUUGGCUAAUGAUAUGCAUGACUCUCGUUCCAGAAAACAGAAGGAGCUCGAAAUGAAAAGAGAUGAAAGAGAAAGGAUGCUAGUCACCAUGAAAUAUAGCGAUCGUAACGUUACCAGGAAUUUCAUGGAACUCAACAAAGAUCUUUUCAUGGCCAUGAAACAAGAAGAACGGAAGAAAAGAAUGACAGCGGUGCCUUUCAGCGUUCCAGUACCGUUGGGUAAAUAUCAACUUUCAAGUAAACAUUUGGAAGAGUUAUCAAAAGUACCUUUCUCCCUGUCGCAAACAGCGGAGAAUUCUUCUGGUGCUCAAUCACCUUCGUCUAAUCCUCCAGACUCUGCUCGCUCUGUGACACCACAAACAAUUAUAUCAGCAUAUAACAAUUUGGAACAACCAGGCAAUGUAGGCUCAGUUUCUACGGCAAGUGCGGAUGAUGUUAACGGUCAAAAAUCGUCGUUACUGAAUUCUGAGCACAAGGAUCUGAACGGCUCUGUGAAAAGAACAUCUUCGGACAUCGGUGAUCGAUCUCAAAUGUCCAACGAAGCAGAGGGACCACGUAAGGUCAGAAUCUUGUCUAUCUUGAAUGAUGAUGCAUCUACUGGUGUAAAAACAGAAGAGAAUGGCUCGGCUAGACCUCAUCUGUUAGACAUGCCAAAUUCGACUCCUCAAGGAUCUGCAGACGCAUUACCAAGUUCUCAAUUAUCUGUUGAUUCGACAGAAAACUCGCAGGAUAACUUUUCCGUCACCACUUUACAAUCUGGUGGUGAAUCACCAAAUAAGAAAAGGCAUCUAACAUUGCAUGAUCGUCGAAAGAUGAGCAGGAUGAUUCCGAUGUUACCAGAAAAGAAAGAUAAAAGGGGAAGACCAAGCUCUAACAAUCAAUCCCAAGAAAAUGCAGCGUCUUUGUUAAUGUCAUCCCCUGUGGAACUUUACUGCCGUGAAGGUUUUUUUUAUAGAAAAGGUUCUACAAUUCCAAUCACAGCGGGAGAGUAUUUGGAUUUGAAGUUCAGACACAAAGAAGACGAAUUGAUUAAAUUAACAAUGCAUGAAGAAGAUUACGCCGAGUUAACAAGACAGGAUAGAAUCAACGCGUAUUUCCUUAAACCAGACGUUGAGAUUGAAACCUCAAUGGCUUGUCAAGUUUUGUCCAAUGUCAUAUUAACCGAGAGAUACGUCAAUUCAUUAGAAUAUUUCCUGAUGGAAUUCCGUUGGGAGAAUAGAUUGGUAAGUUUAGGUCUAAAGCUAAGAGAAUCUAAGAGAACUUGGCAAAGACGGAAAGCCUUAUUUGCAUUAUUUGAGUUUUGGAGAGACAAGUCGAAAGAUAAGAGAGGUUUCCACAAUUAUACAUUGUUGCAUGCAAUCAAAGAAAUGGAAAAUUACAGAGUCUUCAUCAAUAGGUCGGUUUCAUGGUUUUACAACCACAUUACCCUUUUAAAAAUGAUUCUUUUUGAUUUAUGUGAUAAUACGAAUACUCAUUGGAGAGAAUGGAUGUUCGCCAGAGGCACUGAACUACCGCUUGUUGGUAAAAAUGGCGUCGAUGUCAUGAAUAUUAAUAGAGAAAUCGAUAAUAUUUUGGUUCUUGAUUUCCUAGAAGAUGGUAGCAAAAAUUCAAACAAGAAAUCAAGUUCUAUUCCAUACAAAGAAAACAGUGAAGGCCCUCUAGAACAGCCUUAUGUUACGAAUGAUGUUCCCGCAGACAAGGGAACAAAGGAAUUACACACUGAGCAUGUCCAACAACAGUCAGAAACCCCAGUUCCGGAACUGGCUGGAAAUAGAACUGAAGAAAAUACAAACCAUGCUACUGGGGCGGUAGCUGUAAAUCAAGAUCAGCACUUACCUUCUUUACCGAAAGAUUCAGAAGAUGUGAACUCUACGCAAUGA
Molecule: messenger RNA, 2856 nt
Organism: Kluyveromyces lactis
Lineage: Eukaryota; Fungi; Ascomycota; Saccharomycetes; Saccharomycetales; Saccharomycetaceae
Gene: SUM1
Product: Sum1p
Exons: 1
Coding region: 1-2856 (951 amino acids)
Molecular function (GO): DNA binding
Source: RefSeq, a predicted model, not a curated record